Molecule: messenger RNA, 1009 nt
Organism: Somion occarium
Lineage: Eukaryota; Fungi; Basidiomycota; Agaricomycetes; Polyporales; Cerrenaceae
Source: the annotation of a GenBank genome assembly
GACGUCUCAGGCUGAGAAUGGGCGUGUGAAAAACGCGCUGUUAAGAUCGAGCAAGAUCACGUGUAGCUUUCUUAUACUCGAUCCACGAAGAUGUCGACGAGCGCAGACGACUACGACAAGCUUACAAAGGAGGAGAGAGUGGCCCGCGACAAGGCUGACAGGGAGCGGGAAGCGCAGGAACAGGCUGCUUUGCCCUACAGAUGGAAACAGCAAUUGGAGGAAGUAGACAUCGUUGUUCCUGUACCAGCAGGUACACGAGGCAAAGAUCUCAAUGUGGUACUUGGAAGGAAGAAAUUGAGCGUUGGGCUCAAGGGCAAAGAGCCUAUCAUGAGUGGUGAACUUUGUCAGGAGAUCAAGGUCGAGGAGAGCACUUGGACGCUGGAGGAUCGGAAGGAAGUCCAUAUCCAUCUUGAGAAGAUUAACAAGCAGCAGUGGUGGGCGAACGUUUUGACCCAUCAUCCCAAAAUUGAUACAACCAAGAUCGAGCCGGAAAAUAGCAAGCUCAGUGACCUCGAUGGUGAGACAAGGAAUGGUUGAGAAGAUGAUGGUAAGCUGACGCCACACAUGCUUUGUGAAUGAUUCGCUGAACUUGCGAUUUGUUCAAUAGUUCGACAAUCAGCAGAAGGUAAAAACAAAUCAUCUCACUUCACUUUAGUUAGUUUCUUACUGACGUUUCCGCCAGCAAAUGGGCAAGCCAACGUCUGAUGAACUCAAGAAGAUGGAGGUACGUGACGUCAUUUGAGACGAAGCUUGCGGUAUAUAUUCAAUGCCCAUCUGCACAGGCUAUAAAGAAAUUCCAAGCUGCACACCCCGAACUUGACUUCUCUCAAGCCAAAAUCUCAUAAACCGAACCAAGCCGUUAUGAAGAAGUUCUGAAAUACUGUAUCGAUAAUGUACUCAUAGUUCGCUGAUGUAGCACACGGUAUCGGAUCCUUUUAACAAUUCGAGAAUGACAUCAUGAUCAUAGUUUUCUCCGUUUGCCCAUUCCUGGCUGAUCAGCAGCAGCACU